Molecule: messenger RNA, 3991 nt
Organism: Trichobilharzia szidati
Lineage: Eukaryota; Metazoa; Platyhelminthes; Trematoda; Strigeidida; Schistosomatidae
Source: the annotation of a GenBank genome assembly
UUUGGAAACAUCAUGGAGUACUAGCGCUAAAUUCAAAAUUCUCCUUCGUAGGAUGAAAAGACAUCACAGGGAGGAGUCGUCGUCUCGUGCCAAGAAGGCCCGUGCUCCUAGUGUAUCUGACGGUGAAGAUAAUAAUGGAUACGUCAAUUCUUCCAAGAAGCACAAAAGCCCUCCUCGGAAAGCCCUACUUAGGCGGCCUUCACGUGAAGAUAGGCCAACAGUGGAUAAACAUGAUCAUCAUAAUUCAAGACAAACAUUCUUGCUGCGUCCUAAUCCUUCGAAGUUUGUCGGGGGAAACACAAGCAGUCGUUCGUUUAAUCCGCUCAGGUAAUUUGUAUGUGAUGUAUUGAGUUUACGUGAGUUGUUACGAAUGGUCAUACAUGUUGGUAAUGUGAGUCUACCAACUUGGACUUCAGACGCCAUUAUCCAUGUUUCCUACUAAUAAAUAAUUAUUUGGUCCAUUCAUUUCUUCGCCGUUAUUUAACUCAUUCUAACGGUACCAAAAUGUCAGUAUCACCGUCACAAUGCAUAGUACAUAAGUUUUUGUCCUAAUUGUUGGUUUUAAUUUUAUCGUUGUUGAACACAUGGUAAUCUGAUGUAUUUCAUAUGAAUAAUUCUGGAGCAGAUUUUCAGCUGGUGGCAGCUGCAACUGUCCUAUCGUUUACUCUACAGCACAUUGGAUAAUGCUAAUCCUUAUGUAAAUUACAAACAUCAUUGCUCAAAUGGUCCUUGUUUCUUCAAUGAAUAAAGAAGAGCAACAAAUUAUGCUGCACACAUUUAAUUUAUGGGAGAGAAUGUCAUUUUUCUAUUACAGGUUAUUUGUUUCUGAAAGCAAACGGGACAUUUGUUUACGACAUUGAAUCUAAUUCAAUUUGCUGACACAAAUAUGGUGAUUAAAUACGCCCGACGAGCCAUAGGUCGUGUUUUGUUCCUAAAAAGCAUGAAGUUUUGGUCUCGUAAACGCAUCUUUCAUUCUUAUGAAAUCAAAUUUUCUUAAUGAGAUCGCUCAUGCAGAAAAUCAUAUUAAUCAUGCAAACUUUCGUUCCUACGAUGUCCCACCUGAGAUGCUUGUUCUUCAGUCAUCCCAAGUGUUCGUCAGGUUUGGCCUUAGGCAUGUAUGCUGUCUGAUUUGAAAUCACCAUCUAAUGUCCACUUGUCGCUCAUCCGGUUUAGUUAACAAGUAAUUUUAUAAUUGCAGCUUUAGCGAAGAAUAAAAUGUUUCUCAGCAAACUAAUUUUGUGUACAUAUUGAAAAAAAGUAUUAAGAUAAACACUAAUGCUGUGAAAUGACCGAAGGAAGAGCUUUAAGAAGGAUUCCUAUCUCAAAAGUUAAAGCAUUUGGAGAAUUAUAUGAUUGGCCAUUUCAGUAAGUUGUUCGUUUAUGGUAAUAUUUGUAAUUUGUUCAAUAAGCAAUUAAUUGACACGGUUUGUCCGAAAAUGAGGUAUGUAAGUAUCUAAAUGGUCUCAUAUUCAAAAGAAUGGGGAUAUCACACAAACAUCAGUAUAUAGUUGACUUGUUUUGAAUUCUCUAUGGCUGGAAGUCUGGUGCACUGGUCAUCCAAGUUCAAGAAAAUCAUAUGCUCCAUCAUCACGAAUGUCCGGUCACUCAUCCAGAUCUUUAAUUCAUCCUUCUGGUCGAGUUAAUCCUAUGUUGGCCGCAAGUUUAGCAUCGUCGGGCAAACUGCCUAACCUUCCGUUACCACCCGGUUCUAGCGGUGCAACAGUUGCAGCGGUUGCAGCAGCCGCAAUGAAUGCUGCCGCAAUGGCUGCAGCCUUAGGUGCCGGGGGAGUAAUAUCUAGCAAACAAAUGUCUCAUAUUACCAAAGCGUUAGCGUCUGCAACUCGAACAAGUCGUGAUCGUCGUCAUGGUUCACCGUCCAAUAGACCAGUUCGUCGUUCAUCUGAUAGAUAUAUAAAUGAUGAUUCAAGAAGCAGUCGAAAACCUAGAGGUGGUAGUAAAGAAAAAGACCUGGUUAGCAUUUUUAACGCCCGUUAUGCUCGUCCAGUGGAACAUCGCAAUCCUGAAGAUGAUCCUCAUGCAACAAGAACAUUGUUUCUGGGCAAUUUACCGCCGGAUGUUGAAGAGCCUGAAUUAAGAAAACUUUUCGAACGUUAUGGUAUCAUUGAAGAUAUUGAUAUUAAACGCCGCGAGUUGGAGAAUGGAGCAACUGCGUUUGCUUUUGUCCGAUAUCUUAGUUUAGAUAUGGCACAUCGUGCAAAAGUUAAUUUAUCCGGUCAAAUGAUUGGUGAAUACAGGUUCAAGAUUGGUUAUGGGAAAGUUAUACCCACAAGAUGCCUGUGGAUUGGUGGAUUAGGUCCAUGGACAAACUAUCCUGAAUUUGCAACCCUUGUUAAUAGCAUUAGUUCACCUGAGAAAAUUAUAUGGCCAUCUGGCAAAAAUUAUGCUCAUAUCCUUUAUGCCAACAGUGAAUUGGCUGCUGUUGCAGCUGACCUUUUACGUGGAUAUCCAUUAGGAAAUAGUCACAGACGAAUCAGAGUAGACUUUACUGAUGAAUCACAUAUGUUUAAAGAUCCUAAUUGGAAACGUUUAAAGAGAGAUUCUUCCACAGAGUCUAAUUCAAGACAUUAUUCGUCAAGAAGAUCGCUAACACCUCGAACAAGACGGGACACUUCUCACUCAGAUAAUGCAUACUCCCAUGGAAACAAUCAUUAUUCAAAGUACAAACGUGAUCGAAGAUCAUAUGAUGAAAGUGAUCACAGCCGUUCUGUCUCACCAUCCCAUCAUAAGAGGGAAUCUGUUCAUAAGUCUCGGAAAGCCACACAUGAAAGAACGUCUAGGCGUAAUCAGCGGGAUCACUCCACGACUCCUGGAGCUGAUUCGUCUCGUAAUGGGUCACGUUCCCGCUCGUCGUCGAAAUCUCGAGAGGGUUCAUCAUCUCCCUCUACCCCACCGACUUUAGAUACAUCUACUAAUAUCGGACAACUGGCAUCUUGCCUCCCAAAAGCCUGGGUCGGGGCUUUCUACUUGAAAUCGAGCAGUUUUCAGUGCCGUAUGCAUGUUUUAAGGGGUGAUAAAAGCCUUGUUGAUCAAUUUAUGUACCGUGGUUUGAAUUCAGAAGCAUCUGCAGACCUGAAUGAUAAUCGACGUGCAACUAAGGGGUCGAACAAAGAUAAACAUACAUCAGCAGAUGAGAAUGACUCAAAUGAAUCUCAUGACGGUGCGCAUGAUAGUAAUGAGAGUGAUUAUGCAAGCAAGGACAAAGUUGUCUGUUUACGAAUUACCCAAAGAAUGAGACUUGAUCCCGUAAAACUAGACGAUGUCAAUCAACGUGUUGAAACAGUUGGUUCUUCUGGCUACUGCAUACUUUUAGCCGUCCCAACACAUUCUGUAUGGAGUCACGAGAAUGAGAAACAGCCUCAGAGACCCCUUCGGAAUUUGGUCGGAUACCUACGAACCAAAGAUUCUGCUGGAGUAGUACUUUUGAAUUCUACAGGUCAAAAUCAGAACAAUAAUUCUGCGUCUCCUUCAACUACAGAAGCUACAAAUACCUCUGGAGUAUUAUAUGCAUUUCCACCUUGUGACUUCUCUUUAAGUCUUCUACGUGAAAGUGCUCCACGACUAGAAAAAGACUAUGGUAAAGAUGAUCACUUAGUUAUAUUACUCAUUCGUGGGACUGGUGUUGUGUAAUCUACUGUUAAUUAUAAAUUCUACAUUCUUUCAACUGAAUCACACACUUACAAACUUUGUUGACUGAUUGAAUGUGUUCUGUGUGUAUGCAUAAGACAUUUUUACUGGGUCAGUGCACACACCAUUACCACGGUCCUUAUCAAUGUAAGAAAAUCAACAUUUUCGUUGCCUCUAGUGUUAAAUUUUUCUGCAUAUUUCAUACUUCACAUUCUUUCAGAAAGCAUUUAAAAAGGACUUGUUUGUUUCUGUGUGUUAUUUUCUUUCCUUUGUUGUUUUUUUCUUGUCUGAAAAACGCCACAAAACUUGUGAAGUUGAAUUAAAAUAUACAAUAUUUAUUGUGUAA